UUGGCUCUCAGCAGCUCUGAACUGCGGUCAUUUUUUGGAGGGGCAUUUCUCCUCGAAGAAGACGCUCAUGGCGGCGACCGCUCGAGGUGUGGGGGGUGCAGGCCGAGGCCUCACUUUCGCAAGCACCCAUGUGAAGGCAACAAGCGGACUCACUCGACGCAGUCUCCCACGACGAGACGAGGUCGAGUCUAGCCGGUCUCACACGGUAACUUUUUCCCAGGGGCAAGCUGAAGGCUCCCGCUUUCUUGGCGCAGGGGCUGCGAGCUUCGCCGGCGGCUUCGCGUCAGCCUUCGGCCGGCGGCCGAUGGCCAUGAGGAGCAAACUGAAAGAAGGCAGCGCGCCAGUUCAGGAGAUGACGGAGAGGACGUCCUUGGAGGCCGAGGUGGAUGCCGCCGGCAGUGUUGGCCUCCGGGCCGACUGGUCUGAGAUGGCGAUCCGGCGGAUGUGGACCCGCGCAGACUCUUGGCAUGUUCAUGCCAUCUCUGGCGGGCUUCACACAGUGAUCGGUCUGUUCUACCUCUUGGAUAUCCUAAUUGGAGAUGUGAUUCGCCUCAACGGCGGCGAGUGGUCCUCUCAUGUGCCAUUUGAGCUGGUGCUUGCCUCCAUGGUCUUUGGAGCGAUCAACGCGGUCUCAGGGCUUCAGCCCUCUUUGUUGCCUCGGCCCUUCGACAAUCUCUCGCAACUCUUGGGCUUCGGCGAGGAUGGAAACCUCCAAGCAGCAGGCUUUGUGAAUACCGCAGGCUUCUAUUUCUUUUUGACCUAUCAGAGCCUUCGAGUUCUGCCGGAAUACCCUGUGUGGUUGCAGCCCUUCGAUCCACUCUUUUCGGCCACGGCCUUCCUGGCGAUCUUCCACGCCAUUUUCCUCAUCAAUAGUUGGGUGUCCAGAGGCAAAUUGAGUCAAGAAUUUGCCAUUGGCAUGAGUGCGCCGCUCUUGCUGAAUGUGCCUGUGUCUUUGCACCUGGUUCUUCAAGGAGAAUGGUGGGUCGAGGCACUCUCCACAGCCUAUCCUGGCUGGCCUGCAGUCUUCUUCUCCGCCAACUAUGCCUUGGCUUGGGCAGGAUCUAUGGUGACCUUGGUGCUGUCUCUCUACGAACGGAAGGUCUGCGAUUUACAACAGCGUGCACUGCUGACCGUGUUCCUGGGCGCAAUCUGCUUCACCGUGAUCCCACUGCGUGCCGCUUUACUGGUGCCACAGUGGUUCCAGGGCGACUGGAUGGUGAUGCUGACCCUGAACCCUCCGAGCUGAGUGGAGACCUCCCUCUCGCCUCGGUGACCGCGGAUCCGAGUGGAUUCGCAACAAAUCGAUCGAACUGACCCACCAGUUGUGCCCCGCCCUCGAAGAAAAGAGCGCAGUCCGGGCCCCAACCGGUCUUUAGGGGGCGCCAACGGUGCGGCGCGGCGUGGAGGGAUCGGAGGUCGAUGCGUGGGAACAGAAGUCAACGGAGCGAAGACAGAAGAGAUCAGAAGAUUUUGUGGGAUUCUUUGAGUGAGAGUUGGUUGAUGUUGGUUGUAAACAGCACGGAGAGAGGUGGAAAAGCUAUGCAGCUACAGCU
Molecule: messenger RNA, 1553 nt
Organism: Durusdinium trenchii
Lineage: Eukaryota; Dinophyceae; Suessiales; Symbiodiniaceae
Source: the annotation of a GenBank genome assembly